AUGACUGAGGAAGAAAAGAAGAAAACCAAAUUAACUCCUCAACAAAUAAUGGAAGCAAAAGAUGCAUUCAAUAUCUUCGAUCGUAACUCUCAUGUUAAAGUUAGCGAAAAUGAACUUGUUACAGUCAUGAGAUCUCUCAGACAAAAUCUAUCACAGAAAGAAGUUAAAGAAUUAAUCUCAACACUAGAUUUAGACAAUUUGCAGACGUAUGUGCGCUCAACUCAAUGA
Trichomonas vaginalis G3 is the source of this 228-nucleotide messenger RNA. Its product is annotated as calcium-binding protein family. NCBI's taxonomy places the organism in Eukaryota, Parabasalia, Trichomonadida, Trichomonadidae. Gene Ontology annotation, molecular function: calcium ion binding. The transcript has a single exon. The record is from RefSeq and is a predicted model, not a curated record. The coding region runs from base 1 to 228 and encodes 75 amino acids.